CUGGUGCGAAGCUCAGCUUCACCUCUUUUGUUUAAGUUUAAUACGAAAACAUCGUCCAAGAAGAACAAUCCGAUUGUCAUUGCUGUUUUAGCUGCGUCCUUCUUGUGGUGAGAUAGAAUGCAGAAGCUAUUUUCAGUGAGAUGGGUGAUUUGACAGUUUUUGUGUACACAGGGUUGAAGGUAUAUUCAACCAGAACUGAAUUUUUCAUUGUUUCGGACAAAAGCAAGAAUUGUCUACGGAUUGAAAAAGAGAAUGUUAACUUGGAAACGGUUGCAAAGGAAUCAGCUCCGUAUGAAACCGCCGAUGGCGUACCGACAGACAUUGUGGCGCUGCUGGGUAUAAUUGAUUUAGUUGCUGGGCCGUAUCUUGCAGUUGCGACAGAAUCUGUACUGUUGGGCUAUGUUGACGGUGAUAAACCAAUUCACCAAAUAACGAAAACCGAUUUAAUUCCAUUUUCCAAAAGUUUGUCACACCUCACCCCAAUUCAAAUAUCAGAUAACAAUAAAUUCCUGGAUAUGAUAAAGUCAAUGAUGUCCAUUCCGGAGCUCUACUACUCUGAAAGUUAUGAUAUUACUCAUACUAUGCAAAGACUUCAAGGGACUGGACCGCAGUUUCUCAAUGCCCCAUUGAUCACUCGAGCCGAUCUAAGGUUUGUGUGGAACCAUAACUUACUUCAUCCAUUCGAGGCCAACCCAGAUGCUUGUAAAUUUAUAAUGCCCAUCAUGUGCGGGUUUGUGCACAUUUCGCAGUGUACCAUUAAUGGAACAACUUUCAAAUACAUCAUCAUAUCUAGACGAAGCAACAAGCGAACUGGAGCCCGGCUCUAUGUUAGGGGAGGUGAUACAUCUGGAAAUGUGGCGAAUUAUGUAGAGACAGAGCAAAUUCUGGAAACACCGUCACAUCUAUGCAGUUAUGUCAUCACAAGAGGUUCAAUCCCUCUUCUGUGGAAUCAGUAUCCAAAUAUGGCCAUGAAACCAAAAGCGACUUUGUCAACUGAAGACAACGGAGCCCACAUGGUUACAUUGUCGACGCAUAUGACUGAUGAGCUUGAGCACUAUCACAGACGCGUGACGGUUGUAAACCUCAUAAACAGAACAGGAUCGGAAGGAGCUUUGGAGAAGAACUUCAAUCGAUACCUGCAGGCCAAUGAAGCUGCUCUGAAAAAACACGGAGACGUGUUCUACGAAUUCUUCGAUUUCCACCACGAAUGCAAGAACAUGCAAUGGCAGCAUUUGUCAAAGCUCAUUGCAAAGUUGGACCAAGAACGACAGUCGUGUGGAUAUUUUCAAGCGAACCGAGGAGGACGAUAUGAUGGUGUAAUGGAACAACAAGGGGUGUUCAGAGUUAACUGCAUCGACUGUCUUGAUCGAACAAAUGUAGUUAAAUCACUGCUUUGUAGAGAAACUCUGCAAGACCAACUAAGGGCUUUGAGAAUUUUGGGAACAGGCGAGAAAAUUAUAGAUUUCGAGAACUUCAUGGAUAAUUUCAAAGAUGCUUGGAUCGGAAACGCAGAUAGCAUCUCGAUACAGUACGCGGGCACUGGAGCGUUGAAAACGGAUUUCACCAGGACUGGAAAGAGGUCAAGACAAGGAGCAUUCAAUGACUUUCUCAAUUCAUCAAGAAGGUGGUUCCGAAACAACUUCCUUGACGGGUUCCGACAAGAUGCCCACUACCUCUUCCACGGAGUGUACAAGACCCAGAACUACAAAAUCACCCCCUACGUGUCGCCCUUUGAAUCAAACAAACCAGGGUUGAGGACCAUAGUUCCCCCUGUAUUCGCCAUAAUUGGCUUCGCAAUGACAGUCGUGUCGUCUUUGAUGCCGAGCGAUGACUUCCCCGUCGUGUAUGUCUUGUUCUGGACGGUAUUCACAGUCGCGAAUCUGGCAUACAUUUUCAACAACGGCUCUGACUUUGUUGACAAACCAAAGCUGCUGAAACCAAAGACAGAUUGACUAUUGGACGUUUGACAAAUGGAUGGUAUUUGAAAAUUGAUAUACUAUUUACUGCAAACUUACUAAUUUCUGGCGUCGGCUUAAAUACCCAAAAUUGCUGUAACUGUUUAAUACGUGUACAAUAGUUUUAUUUCUAAUUUAUUGAAGUUCCCAUGAAUCAAAUUUAUUUACUGGCCACG
Symsagittifera roscoffensis is the source of this 2131-nucleotide messenger RNA. Its product is annotated as phosphatidylinositol-3-phosphatase SAC1-like. The coding region runs from base 141 to 1952 and encodes 603 amino acids. Gene Ontology annotation, cellular component: endoplasmic reticulum. NCBI's taxonomy places the organism in Eukaryota, Metazoa, Xenacoelomorpha, Acoela, Convolutidae. Gene Ontology annotation, biological process: phosphatidylinositol dephosphorylation. The transcript is spliced from 4 exons. The record is from RefSeq and is a predicted model, not a curated record. Gene Ontology annotation, molecular function: phosphatidylinositol-4-phosphate phosphatase activity.